Molecule: messenger RNA, 3812 nt
Organism: Tupaia belangeri chinensis (Chinese tree shrew)
Lineage: Eukaryota; Metazoa; Chordata; Mammalia; Scandentia; Tupaiidae
Gene: HKDC1
Product: hexokinase domain containing 1
Exons: 18
Coding region: 333-3068 (911 amino acids)
Biological process (GO): carbohydrate phosphorylation; glucose 6-phosphate metabolic process; glycolytic process
Cellular component (GO): cytosol; mitochondrion
Molecular function (GO): D-glucose binding; ATP binding; fructokinase activity
Source: RefSeq, a predicted model, not a curated record
GCUUGAGGUUGCUUAGCGACCAGAUUUGGUGGCCCCCGAUUCCCAAAUAGUCAAGCAACCCAUCAACUCCCUGCCUCCCUACACCAACCCUCAGCCACCAUCCGGAGCCUCAUAUUAGACAAUCAAGUGUGUACUGGAGGGAGGGACCAGUGAGAGAGAGAGAGGGGGCGAAGUUUAAUCAUUGAACCAAGCAGGCUGGAAGGAUUUAGUCCUCAGCACCCAGCUCCCCAGGAGUUCCUAGCCUGAACUGGAAGUCAGCAACACUCCAGAGACGUGGCAGCAAGCGUGGCACGGAAAUCUGUCUGUUUCAGGAGAAAACUGACUUGGGAAAAAUGUUUGCAGUACACUUGAUGGCGUUUUACUUCACCAAGCUGAAGGAGGAUCAGAUCAAGAAGGUGGACAGGUUCCUGUAUCACAUGCGGCUCUCCGAUGAGACACUUUUGGACAUCAUGGCACGGUUCCAGGUGGAGAUGGAGAAGGGCCUGGCAAAGGACACCAACCCUACAGCCUCAGUGAAGAUGCUGCCUACCUUUGUCAGGGCCAUUCCAGAUGGCUCAGAAAAUGGGGAGUUCCUGUCCCUGGAUCUUGGUGGAUCCAAGUUUCGAGUGUUGAAGGUGCAAGUCUCUGAAGAAGGGAAGCGAAACGUCCAGAUGGAGAGUCUGUUCUACCCAACGCCCAACGAAAUCAUCACUGGCAACGGCUCGGAGCUGUUUGACUAUGUAGCUGACUGUCUGGUGGACUUUAUGAAAACCAAAGAGUUGAAGCACAAGAAAUUGCCCCUGGGCCUAACCUUUUCUUUUCCUUGCCGGCAGACUAAAUUGGAGGAGGGUGUCUUGCUUUCGUGGACGAAGAAGUUUAAGGCACGAGGAGUUCAGGACACAGAUGUAGUGAGCCGCCUGGCCAAAGCCUUGAAGAAACACAAGGACCUGGAUGUGGACAUCUUGGCCUUGGUCAAUGACACGGUGGCGACCAUGAUGACAUGCGCCUAUGAUGAUCCCUACUGCGAAGUCGGUGUCAUCAUUGGAACUGGCACCAACGCCUGUUACAUGGAGGACAUGAGCAACAUCGACCUCGUGGAAGGUGACGAGGGGAGGAUGUGCAUCAACACGGAGUGGGGGGCCUUCGGAGACGAUGGGGCCUUGGAAGACAUCCGCACCGAGUUUGACAGGGAGCUGGACCUUGGCUCUCUCAACCCAGGGAAGCAGCUGUUCGAGAAAAUGAUCAGUGGCCUGUACCUGGGAGAGCUUGUCAGACUCAUCUUACUGAAGAUGGCCAAGGCUGGCCUCCUGUUUGGUGGUGAGAAAUCCUCCGCUCUCCACACUAAGGGCAAGAUUGAGACACGGCAUGUGGCUGCCAUGGAGAAGUAUAAAGAAGGCCUUGCCAAUACAAGAGAGAUCCUGGUGGACCUGGGCCUGGAGCCCUCUGAGGCUGACUGCAUUGCCGUCCAGCACGUCUGUACUAUUGUCUCUUUCCGCUCUGCCAACCUCUGUGCAGCGGCCCUGGCGGCCAUCCUAACGCGCCUCCGGAUGAACAAGAAGCUAGACCGGCUCCGGACCACAGUGGGCAUGGAUGGCACAGUGUAUAAGAUACACCCUCAGUAUCCAAAACGCCUACACAAGGUGGUGAGAAAACUGGUCCCAAACUGUGAUGUCCGCUUCCUCCUGUCAGAGAGUGGCAGCACCAAGGGGGCAGCCAUGGUGACUGCAGUGGCCUCCCGUGUGCAGGCCCAGCGGAAGCAGAUUGACAAGGUGCUAGCUUUGUUCCAGCUGACCCGUGAGCAGCUUGUGGGUGUGCAGGACAAGAUGCGGACUGAGCUCGAGAAUGGGCUGAAGAGGAAGACCCACCCGAUGGCCACAGUCAAGAUGCUGCCUACUUAUGUCCGUGGGAUGCCAGACGGCACAGAGAAAGGAAAAUUCCUCGCCCUGGAUCUGGGAGGCACUAACUUCCGUGUCCUCCUGGUGAAGAUCAGAAGCGGACGGAGGUCGGUGCGAAUGUACAACAAGAUCUUCGCCAUCCCCUUGGAGAUCAUGCAGGGCACAGGCGAGGAGUUGUUCGACCACAUUGUGCAGUGCAUUGCCGACUUCCUGGACUACAUGGGCCUCAAGGGAGCCCAGCUUCCCUUGGGCUUCACAUUCUCAUUUCCUUGCAGGCAGGCGAGCAUCGACAAGGGAACACUCAUAGGAUGGACCAAAGGCUUCAAGGCCACUGACUGUGAAGGAGAAGACGUGGUAGACAUGCUCAGGGAAGCCAUCAAGAGGAGAAAUGAGUUUGACCUGGACAUAGUUGCAGUCGUGAAUGACACAGUGGGGACCAUGAUGACCUGUGGCUAUGAAGAUCCUAACUGUGAGAUUGGCCUGAUUGCAGGAACGGGCAGCAACAUGUGCUACAUGGAGGAGAUGAGGAACAUUGAGCUGGUGGAAGGAGACGAAGGGAAGAUGUGCAUCAACACAGAGUGGGGAGGAUUUGGGGACAAUGGCUGCAUAGAUGACAUCCGGACCCAGUACGACAAGGAGGUGGAUGAGGGGUCCUUGAAUCCUGGCAAGCAGAGAUACGAGAAAAUGACCAGUGGGAUGUACCUGGGGGAGAUCGUGCGGCAGAUCCUGAUUGACCUUACCAAGCACGGUCUCCUCUUCCGAGGGCAGAUUUCAGAGCGUCUCCGGACCAGGGGCAUCUUCGAAACUAAGUUCCUGUCCCAGAUCGAAAGCGACCGGCUGGCCCUCCUCCAGGUCAGGAGGAUCCUGCAGCAGCUGGGCCUGGACAGCACAUGUGAGGACAGCAUCGUGGUGAAGGAGGUGUGUGGAGCUGUGUCCCGGCGGGCAGCCCAGCUCUGUGGCGCUGGCUUGGCCGCCAUUGUGGAGAAAAGAAGGGAAGACCAGGGUCUGGAGCACCUGAGGAUCACCGUGGGUGUGGAUGGCACCCUGUACAAGCUGCACCCUCACUUUUCUCGGAUAUUGCAAGAGACCGUGAAAGAACUAGCCCCUAAAUGUGAUGUGACUUUCAUACUAUCGGAAGACGGCAGUGGAAAGGGAGCAGCUCUGAUCACAGCUGUGGCCAAGAGACUGCAGUAGCCACAGAAGGAAAACUAGGGGCUCCAGGGCUGGGCCUGGUGUUUCCUGGAUACUGACCAGCUUUCCUUUGGCAGAUGAGUUGGUCAGGGACCAACAGGCAACUUCCUGGAUGACUUCAACUUCUGGGUGGCCAAAAGAAAACCUCAAGUUCUCCGGGACCCUGAGCAUCUUGUUUUGCAACAGCAUUAAAUGACAUCACCAUUUGGUGUAUUGAGGCCAAAGACAGGCCAACUUGUGAAAUCAAAGCAACUGGCCUGAGAAAUCCCCUUUCAGCCAGUCGUUCAGUUGGGGGACCUGAGCUUUCAGUUCUUGAGAGCUUUGGGUGCUUUGGCUGCUAAACUUGAAAACAUAUAUAGACUCUUCCUAGGUGGCCUGGCUGAUUGAAUUCCUCGCUGGGAUGAGAUCAAGCCUCCUACCUGUGGAUGAACACUUGAAAGGGAGAGGAACUCAUGUAACGAACCAGGGAACAUCUGCUCUAACUUAUCUUUGUCAUGUUAACCUCACAAGUGAAGAGCAAAUUCAGCCCCAAGAUAUGGAGUGGUUAGUGGCCAGGGAGCCCUGUCGGAAUCUUUCCAUGCCUGAAGUUAUGUCGCACAAACCACACUUUGAUAAGUGUGGUCACCAGGUGGGGUCCUAUUAAGGCAUCUUAUCUUUCAUUCUACAUUUGUUGCUGCUGUUGAUAGUUGUUUUAAGGACUCUUAGAUAUAUGAAAUCCAGUAAAUGAAUAAAAAAUUAUUUGCUUUC